ACACCGAAUUGUUGACUGAACUCGACGGGAUCGGCUGCACUUCGGCUUGACCGCUAUGCCAUUGGUGCCUGGACACCCCCCUCGACGUGUGCAGUGCUGCUUCACUAAAAUCGGAGUACAAUACCGUCUCGGACUGCCUUCCGAAGGCCUGUCGACCGAAUAUCCGAAGAUAUCAGUAACAGUACCGGAAAAUAAUAAAAAAGUGAUAUCGUAUACCGUGGAGUGCAAAAAGUUGCAUAAUAAAACUAUCGCUCGCUAAUAAAGCUGGGAAGAGGAUCAAGUGUUUCCUGAUAAUAUCCGGAAAAUUACGUCUAGCGAUAACUACCAGAGAGACAUCGUUAUCACAACCAAAUGAAAAUUACUUUCCGACAUCGGAACUUAAAUGAAAAAAAACGAGAUAAUCGUUUGUACAAGAGGAUAACUUUAAAACGCCAAUAUUAGUCAUAAGAUAUUUGAGCGACCUACUCUUAAAAAGGAAACAUAUUUUACAAGAAUAAAAAUUUCAGAUGUAGAUAGCAUAGCCUUACCACUUUGUACACGACACGAAAAAUCAGAAGCAUUCAAAUAAAGUAAUAAUAUUUUAAACAUAACGAAGACUCACAACGAUCGGCAAAAUGCAUUCCAUACGUGCUUAUCAGGCAUUGAACAAGCACAGAACUGCGUUGCAAAUAUGGAAAAUCGCCGCGAGAUCCUUCGGCACAGAUGUGGAAUACAAGCCAAUCAGGAGUGUCCUUGUGGCCAAUCGAGGAGAAAUCGCCAUUCGCGUGUUUCGUGCUUGCACGGAGCUUGGCAUACGCUCCGUAGCGAUUUACUCGGAGCAGGAUAAGAUGCAGAUGCACAGGCAGAAAGCAGAUGAGGGUUACUUAGUAGGCAGAGGGUUACCUCCCGUUCAGGCUUAUCUGAACAUCUCCGAGAUUAUCCAGGUUGCCAAGGAGAACAACGUCGACGCUAUACAUCCUGGAUAUGGAUUCCUGUCAGAGAGAGCGGACUUUGCACAAGCCGUGACUGAUGCGGGUAUUAGAUUCAUCGGGCCCAAUCCAAAAGUCGUUCAGCAAAUGGGGGACAAGGUGGCUGCUAGACAAGCUGCAAUUGAAGCUGGGGUACCCAUUGUACCGGGAACGGAUGGACCGGUGACGACUUCUGACGAAGCGAUGGAGUUCUGCAUGAAGCAUGGGCUUCCGGUUAUCUUUAAGGCAGCGUAUGGAGGUGGAGGACGAGGUAUGAGAGUCGUGAAACGCAUGGAAGAGGUUCGCGAGAUGUUCGAUCGUGCGUCCUCUGAAGCGGCAGCUGCUUUUGGAAAUGGUGCAAUGUUCAUCGAAAAGUUCAUCGAGAGGCCACGUCACGUCGAGGUCCAAUUACUCGGAGAUCACGCCGGCAAUGUCGUGCAUUUGUACGAGCGCGACUGCUCCGUGCAGCGUCGUCACCAGAAGGUCGUCGAAAUUGCGCCAGCUCCAUCAUUAUCGGCCAGAGUUCGCGAGAAGAUGACCGAUUACGCCGUCAAGUUGGCGAGGCACGUCGGUUACUCGAAUGCCGGUACCGUGGAAUUCCUGGUUGACGAAUCUGGGAAUUUCUACUUCAUUGAGGUCAAUGCUCGAUUGCAGGUCGAACACACAGUAACCGAGGAAAUCACUGGAAUCGACCUUGUACAAUCUCAAAUCAGAAUUGCUGAAGGUAUGACGUUGCCGGAACUCGGCAUGACUCAAGAAAAAAUCAUACCUCAAGGAUUCGCGAUCCAGUGUCGAGUGACCACAGAAGACCCGGCUAAGAACUUCCAACCGGAUACCGGAAGAAUAGAAGUCUUCCGUUCUGGCGAGGGUAUGGGUAUCCGAUUGGACGGUGCAUCCGCAUUCGCCGGAGCUAUAAUUUCACCGUAUUACGAUUCCCUUCUUGUUAAGGUGAUCGCACACGCCGGAGACCUUCAGUCAUCCUGCGCAAAGAUGAACCGGGCACUCCGCGAGUUCCGUGUACGUGGCGUAAAGACGAACAUACCAUUCCUGCUGAAUGUUUUAGAAGACCAAAAGUUCCUCAACGGUAUCGUCGAUACGUACUUCAUCGACGAGAACCCACAACUCUUCCAACUGCAACCGAGCCAAAAUCGAGCACAAAAAUUGCUUAAUUACAUCGGUACGGUCCUAGUGAAUGGACCCAGUACUCCACUGGCCACCCAGCUGAAGCCAGCAGACAUCAAGCCGCACAUUCCGCAAAUUGCACUAGACUUUGCUAAGCUUGCAGCUGCAGAAGACACCAAUGAUCCGGACGCACCAGGAAUUUUGGAUCCGCCGAAGGGAUUCCGUCACAUUUACAAAGAACAAGGACCGGAAGCUUUCGCCAAGGCUAUUAGAGAGCACAAAGGAUUACUCUUAAUGGACACUACGUUCCGCGAUGCUCAUCAGUCUCUGCUAGCGACUCGUGUGCGAUCGCAUGAUCUGCUGACGAUCUCCCCCUUCGUCGCUCACAAAUUCAGCAAUCUUUACUCGCUGGAGAACUGGGGUGGCGCGACCUUCGAUGUCGCUUUAAGAUUUCUUCAUGAAUGUCCCUGGGAACGAUUGGAGGACAUGCGGAAAGCCAUUCCUAACAUACCAUUCCAGAUGCUCCUGAGAGGCGCUAAUGCUGUCGGAUACACAAAUUAUCCCGACAACGUCGUCUUCAAGUUCUGCGAGCUAGCUGUGAAGACAGGCAUGGACAUCUUCAGGGUAUUCGAUUCAUUGAAUUAUCUACCAAAUCUCAUCGUCGGUAUGGAGGCUGCUGGAAAAGCCGGGGGUAUCGUUGAAGCGGCGAUUUCCUACACGGGUGAUGUGAGCGAUCCAACUCGCACCAAAUACAAUUUGAAGUACUACAUCGAUCUGGCGGACGAGCUGGUCAAAGCGGGCACUCAUGUUCUGGCGAUCAAGGACAUGGCUGGAUUGCUCAAACCGAGAGCGGCUGAGAUACUGGUCGAUGCAAUCAGACAGAAGCAUCCGGACGUACCACUUCACAUACAUACGCACGAUACUGCUGGAGCUGGAGUGGCAUCAAUGUUAGCUUGCGCGAGGAGCGGUGCUGAUGUUGUAGAUGUUGCUGUCGACAGCAUGUCCGGCAUGACCAGUCAACCCUCCAUGGGCGCUGUCGUUGCUUCUCUUCAAGGAACGGACCUAGAUACCAAAUUGGAACUUCCUGACAUCUCCGAAUACUCCGCGUAUUGGGAACAGACGAGAACGCUUUAUGCGCCGUUCGAGUGCACAACGACGAUGAAGUCCGGGAACGCAGAUGUCUAUCUCAACGAGAUUCCCGGUGGCCAGUACACGAAUCUGCAAUUCCAAGCUUACUCGCUCGGUCUGGGCGAAUUCUUCGAAGACGUGAAGAAGGCGUACAGACACGCGAAUCUUUUGCUCGGCGACAUCAUCAAAGUCACGCCGAGCUCAAAGGUAGUCGGUGAUCUGGCGCAGUUUAUGGUCCAGAACAAACUGACUGCCGACGACGUCUUGAAAAGAGCCGAGGAAUUGUCAUUUCCCAAAUCGGUGGUCGAGUUUCUUCAGGGCGCCAUUGGUGAACCCCACGGUGGAUUCCCCGAACCCUUGAGGUCGAAGGUUCUCAAGGACAUGCCGCGCGUACAGGGCAGACCAGGCGCGAGUCUGCCACCACUCGACUUCUCUGCCUUGAAAAGGGAGUUGUACGAAUCUUACCCGCACGUCACCGAAAGGGAUGUCAUGUCAGCCGCGCUUUAUCCUAAAGUAACGAAAGACUAUCUGAGCUUCAAGGAACAGUUUGGCCCGGUGGACAAACUGGAAACCAGGAUUUUCCUCACAGGGCCCAAAGUGGGAGAAGUAUUCGACGUCACGAUCGAGAAGGGCAAGACUCUGGGUAUCAAGACCCUGGCAGUUGCCGAGGAUCUCACGAAGAAUGGCGAACGCGAGGUGUUCUUCGAGAUGAACGGUCAACUGAGAUCUGUGUUCAUCAAGGAUAAAGAAGCCGUCAAGGAACUUCACGUGCACCCGAAAGCGGUGAAGGGUAACAGCGACCAAUUGGGAGCGCCGAUGCCCGGCGAAGUGAUCGACAUCAGGGUAAAAGUGGGUGAUACCGUGGAAAAGGGUGCAGCGUUGGUCGUGCUGUCCGCCAUGAAGAUGGAGAUGGUCGUGCAGGCGCCCAGAGCAGGAAAGAUUAAGACUCUUGACAUCAAUCACGGCAUGAGGCUGGAGGGAGAUGAUCUUGUUCUAACAUUUGAGUAGAUUAUCGAGUGCGACCUUCAGAAGUCAAUUCGAAAAAGGAAAUUAUUUUCCUAGCACAAAGACACAUGGGAAUAUGCAUAUACACGUAAAUAUAUCUACAUGUAAGCAGACGCUGUUGUUUGCUUCGGUAUGUGUGGAAGGGAAGAUCUUCAGAAAUCCUUGCUGUAAGUAUCUUGGAUCAAGACUUUCUGUUAGACAUUAACACCCUCAUCGAUGAUAACCAGGAUUUUGUCCAGGAUCAUCGAUUGUACGAUUAAGUGAUCGAGAAAGGACUUAUAUAUCCCUAAUUAUUCACGAGGUUUUGCUAUAUGCUGAUAAACUGUUUUAAUGGUUAUUGUUAUAUUUAUUAGAUUGUGUAUAUAGCGCAAGGCCAUGUGCUAUAGAGGAUGCUCGAAAGCCCGUGACGUAAAUACAAAUAUAAGUCCGUCUGUACAUUAGACAAUAAUAAAUGUGCCGUAUUUAAUAAUUAAAGAUGAAAUUUCAUGUGAAAUGUAUUAUUUUCUCGUUUUAGUCAGAAUGUCACGGUUUUAUUUUAAAGUAUCAAUAUUUUGAACAUCCUGUAUAAGUCAUGAAUGGUCAAUGUGAUCAAUGUGAUACAAUUGAACGAAGCUGCCUAAAUAUAUCGAUUAAUACCAAGGAUAUAGAGCGUUCAUUUAAGUAAAGAAUUUGAUAAUACAAUCACGAAAAGCUUCCUGGAGCAACAUAUUCUACGAAAUUUUACAUAAAUCGACUGCUGAAUGCACUUAUAAAAAGUUACAUUUGAGUAUACGGAAAACAGAUAUGUUACUUUUUCUUGUUAUAUUAUGGUAUACACCUUAUUAUAGCAUAAGUAACAUAUAGAUAUCUAAGGGAACAAAAAGGAAACUAUAAAACAAUUAAUCUGAAAAAGAAAAUCUAUAUGCUUGGAAUAUUCGCAAGAGUGAUUGUAAAAAUUUCAAAAUAUUCUGGAGUUUACUAAUUUUUGACAAAUCUGUUAUCAAUGUUCAAAUGUGCACGUUUUGUAACUGUUUACAUCAUGAUUCGUUUUAUCUAUUCUUAAUGAGCAAUGUACAAAAGAAUGAAAGAAAGAUGAAGUACCUUUUCAAGAUCGAAACUGUGUUAAUUAUAGCGUGUUAAUUAUAGCGUGUAUGCAUAAGCGAUUACCCUGAUAAUUCAAUUAUGAUCGAGCCUUCACGAAUGAUUUACCAAGCAUAUGAAAAAAAUCAUUCUGAAAAGGGUGUAGACAAGACGACUUUUCUUGAAAAGCUUUAUCUUUACCUUCAACAUCAAGUGUUAUACUUUUGAAUCAAAAACAAGACCAUCGACUAGACAAAAGAGAGAUUAUAUUGAAGUAAGAUUGUGAGUAAUUAUAAAGAUAGUGUGUGUUCUAUAAUUUUAUAAUUAUUUUAAUAUUAGCCAAAUUUAUUGGGGAAAAAAUAUAUAUAUAUACAAAAAUGAAUAUAAUAAAUCUAUAUAAAUAUGUACAUAGUUGUGCCAUGAACGCGGGUGUAAUAUUUUGAUUGUAUGUAUGCAUGUUUCCUCUCGUUAACAUACCCGCGUAUGUAAUGUUGAUAAUAUAUUUAUGAAGAGGCGAUUAUGGGAAAUAUAUUGUAAUGUUAUACAUUGUUGCAUUUGUACGAUACAAAUAUAACAAAUGCAAUAUUAUUAUAUAUAUUAUUAUUAUAUCUUAUAACUAUUGCAUCCUUUCUUGCAUUUCUGCAUUCAUUUACAGAAUCCAUAAUAUUUGUUCUUCUACUUCAAAAUAGAUAUUAUUAAGUUCAGUGGAUAUUACGUACAUUACAAACAAUUUAUAGGUCUGCGUAAGUUAUGUUCAAUUUUUGUUUGAUAUCUUACUUGAAAUUAUAUAUUUUUUCAAUAAAAACAUAUCUUUUUUGCAACAAUUA
This is a messenger RNA of Ooceraea biroi (clonal raider ant), 6088 nucleotides long. It is a transcript of the gene PCB, whose product is annotated as Pyruvate carboxylase. Gene Ontology annotation, cellular component: cytoplasm. Gene Ontology annotation, biological process: gluconeogenesis; pyruvate metabolic process. The record is from RefSeq and is a predicted model, not a curated record. Gene Ontology annotation, molecular function: metal ion binding; pyruvate carboxylase activity; ATP binding. Lineage: Eukaryota; Metazoa; Arthropoda; Insecta; Hymenoptera; Formicidae.